Marmota flaviventris (yellow-bellied marmot) is the source of this 1039-nucleotide messenger RNA. RefSeq names its product MAX dimerization protein 3 (gene Mxd3). Gene Ontology annotation, molecular function: DNA-binding transcription factor activity, RNA polymerase II-specific; RNA polymerase II cis-regulatory region sequence-specific DNA binding; protein dimerization activity. NCBI's taxonomy places the organism in Eukaryota, Metazoa, Chordata, Mammalia, Rodentia, Sciuridae. Gene Ontology annotation, biological process: regulation of transcription by RNA polymerase II. The record is from RefSeq and is a predicted model, not a curated record.
UUGUAACAAAAGUGGUGGGGCCGCCGCUCUGGCCAGCACCCUAGGCCCGCCCGCCAUCAGCUGUCGCCGACAUGGAACCUGUGGCUAGCAACAUCCAGGUCCUGCUGCAGGCGGCUGAGUUCCUGGAGCGCCGUGAGAGAGAGGCAGAGCAUGGCUACGCGUCCCUGUGCCCGCAUCACAGUCCGGGCCCCAUCCACAGGAGGAAGAAGCAACACCCGCAAGCUCCCGGAGCUCUGGACAGUGGGCGGUCUGUGCACAACGAGCUGGAGAAGCGUAGGAGGGCCCAGCUGAAGCGAUGCCUGGAGCAGCUGAAGCAGCAGAUGCCCCUGGGGACUGACUGUGCCCGAUACACCACACUGAACCUGCUGCGUAGAGCCAGGAUGCACAUUCAGAAGCUAGAGGAACAGGAGCUGAGGGCUCGGCGGCUCAAGGAGAAGCUGCGCAGCAAACAGCGGAGCCUGCAGAGGCAGCUGGAGCAGCUCCGGGGGCUGCCAGUAGGUGAGAGGUUGCGAGCGGAUAGCCUGGACUCUUCAGGCCUCUCUUCUGAGCGCUCGGACUCAGACCAAGAGGAGCUGGAGGUGGAUGUGGAGAGCCUGGUGUUUGGGGGUGAAGCCGAGCUGCUGCGGGGCUUCAGCGCGGGCCAGGAGCACAGCUACUCGCACAGCACCUGUGAUUGGCUAUGAUGCUCACUACUCUGAUUGCCUUCUACUCACACUGGGCUGAGCCCACCAGGCAGCCCAGAGGGCUACUCAGAGGCAUCAGUUGGAAUGGACUAAAAGGACCCUCGUGUGGGAACAGGUACUCCCCGUAACCUGCUACUGGCUGCCAGGCAGUCCCCACCGGUUGGGAGGAGGCACCCAGAGCUCUGCAGGGCAGGCAGCUUGGGCCUGGGCUGCCUUUCCAGGCGUUUUUGUAGCACUUGGCUCUGCUGCUCCAGAAGGGGCAGGAAGCCUCUUGGACCCUCUUAUUCCUGAAUAAGGCCUCUGGCCUUUGCCCUACAUAUACUGUACAGUAUUUUCAUUAAAAGCAUCUUUCAUAA